UUACAUAUUCUAACCUGGCCAGAAAGCUUAUAUUGUUGUUGUUUAUACGUAAAUACCUAAUUUACCAACCCAAAAGAGGAUUCUGUUGGUCAUCUGAUGAGGCUUUUGAAAUGUUCCAAAUGAUGACUUGUAAGAUAGACCAAUUCAUAGGAGAGUUGUUCAAACAUACGGUCCUACGUACUUCUCUAUAACUCAGUCAGUCAGUGAAUACUGCAGUGCUACUUACUUAAUUCAACUGACAACUAAUUAUUUUGCUUUCAUGAAAUGGAGACCUCCAAGAUUUCAAAGUGUUUAUUUUCUGUAAUUCUUGUGAUUUCAUCCUUUCAUGUAUGGCCAUGUGUUUCCUUCAUUUCAUUUGUGUUUGGGGACUCGUUGGUUGAUGCUGGAAACAAUGACUAUCUCUUCACUCUCUCGAAGGCUGAUUCGCCUCCUUAUGGCAUCGAUUUCAAGCCUUCUGGAGGUCGACCCACUGGAAGAUUCACCAAUGGACUAACAAUACCAGACAUUAUAGGUCAAUCUCUUGGAGCCAAAUCGUUUCCACCACCUUAUCUAGCCCCAGACACUCGGGCUGAUACCAUUCUCAAAGGAAUAAAUUACGCUUCUGGAGCUUCAGGAAUUUUGGAUGAAACUGGAUUUUUAUUCAUAGGAAGAGUUCCAUUACGAGAACAGGUAAAUUAUUUCGAGCAAAGUAGAAAUUAUAUGGUGAAGGUUAUGGGUGAAAAUCGUACACAGAAGUUCCUUAAGAAGGCGAUAUUCUCUAUCACAAUUGGGUCCAACGAUUUAAUCAACUACAUCCAACCAGUACCCUUUUUUUUGGGUAAAAGGACUUCUAUAACAAUGUUUCAGGAUUUCAUGGUUUCAAACUUGACCGUUCAGCUUAAGAGACUCCACGAAUUGGGUGCUAGAAAAUUUGUUGUUGUUGGGGUUGGACCUCUGGGUUGCAUUCCAUUUGUUCGUGCACUCAAGCUACUUCCAAGAGGGCAAUGCUCGACUGAGGUGAAUAAAAUAAUCAAAGGAUACAAUAAUAAGCUAACUGCGGAGCUCAAUCGUUUAAAUCUAGAGAUGGGACCUGAAACUAUCUUUGUAUAUGCAAACUCGUAUGAUAUUGCCAUGAGUAUCAUAAUUAAUUACAGAAAAUAUGGAUUUGAGAAUGCCGAUCAACCAUGUUGCGGCGGAUACUUUCCUCCAUUUGUUUGCUUCAAGGGGAAUGAUCGAAACGACACUUCUGUUUUGUGUGAUGACCGAUCAAAGUAUGUGUUUUGGGAUGCGUAUCAUCCCACAGAAGCUGCAAAUAUCAUAAUGGCAAGAAAGUUACUCGAUGGUGAUGAAAGCAUUAGCUUUCCGAUAAACAUUCGUGAGCUUUACGAUUAUAAUUUGUAGUGAAACCAGAAGAAAGAAAAUUUAUGUUAACAAUAAGAAAUCCAUAAAUUCAAACGUUAUUAUAUUAAUU
Mangifera indica (mango) is the source of this 1450-nucleotide messenger RNA. Its product is annotated as GDSL esterase/lipase At5g41890. Gene Ontology annotation, molecular function: hydrolase activity, acting on ester bonds. The transcript is spliced from 5 exons. Lineage: Eukaryota; Viridiplantae; Streptophyta; Magnoliopsida; Sapindales; Anacardiaceae. The coding region runs from base 265 to 1380 and encodes 371 amino acids. The record is from RefSeq and is a predicted model, not a curated record.